AUGACUGCCAUCGAAGACAUUCUUCAAAUCACCUCUGAUCCCUCCGAUCCCCGUGGCUACUAUCUAUUGAAAUCUGAGGAGGUUACCCAAGGUUCCACUCUUGGAGUUGAUUUUAUCGAUACGCUAUUGUUAUAUCAACUCACUGAGAAUCAAGAACUGGAUAAACCCUUUGAAUAUUUGAAUGAUUGUUUCCGCCGUAAUCAGCAACAAAAGAGAAUCACCAAAAACAAGCCAAACGCCGAUUCAUUAUAUGCCACCUUCCAAGAAAUCGAUCGUCUUGUCAUUGGCUAUGGUGUCGUUGCCUUGCAAAUAGAAAAUUUUUGUAUGAACGGCACAUUCAUGAAUUAUGUUAUUGAAAUCGUCUCGAAUGUUAACUCAUACACUGAUUUCCUUUCCCAAAUCAUCCAAAGAGCCAUACUAGAAGGUACUGCCUUAGAUUUGCUUAAUGCAGUUUUCCCGACAUUAUUAGAAUACUGCAAUCAAAAAAUCAACAAUUUUGAUCUAAACGAAUCUGUGAUUUACAAUAAUGUUCUUACCAUCUUUGAAAUAUUUGUUACAUUUAAGCCUAUUGCGGAAAUUUUCACUAAGAUAGAAGGGUUUUUUGCAAGCUACAACUGUAAGCCACAGUUUUUUGAAAAGCAAACUAUAUUGGGACCUAUAUUAUCCCUUUCUCCCAUAGAUGCUACCGUUGCAAUCCGUAAUUAUGGUGAUAACCUUUUGCGUUCCAAACAACAGACAGCCAUGAUCCACGAGUCUUUACAAGCUGAGCACAAAGUUCUCAUAGAUAGACUUUUUUUCAUUGUUGAUAAGCUUGUUCGUGGUUCUCUAGACUCAAGAACUGAUAUGAUAAGCUAUUUUGCUCAUAUUGCUAAUAAGAAUCAUUUACGUAGAGCUGAUCAUCCACCAUUCAAAGAACUAUCUUCUAAUGGAUUUAUGUCCAAUAUUACUUUACUAUUGGUCAGAUUUUCUCAACCGUUCUUAGAUAUAUCAUAUAAAAAAAUCGACAAGAUAGAUGCGAAUUAUUUCAAUAACCCAAGUUUGUUUAUUGAUCUAUCAGGAGAAACACGCUUAAAUUCUGAUUUUAAGGAGGCGGAUGCAUUUUAUGACAAAAAUAGAAAAACUGCUGAUUCUAAGCCUAACUUUAUAUCUGAUUGUUUUUUCUUAACACUAACCUAUUUACAUUAUGGUCUCGGAGGCACACUGUCAUUUGAAGAGAAAAUGGGAUCUGAAAUUAAAGCAUUGAAGGAGGAAAUUGAAAAAGUAAAAAAAAUAGCUGCAAGCCAUGAUGUCUUUGCUAGAUUUGUGACAGUACAACUAUCUAAAAUGGAGAAAGCAUUAAAAACAACAGAAUCAUUACGUUUUGCUCUUCAGGGAUUCUUUGCCCAUAGGUCUCUUCAAAUGGAGGUGUUUGAUUUCAUUUGUGGUGCAUCUACGUUUUUGAUUCGCGUUGUAGAUCCUAAGCACGAAUUUCCGUUUAAACAAAUUAAAUUACCAUUAAUCCCAGAUCAAAUAGGUGUAGAAAAUGUAGACAAUGCUGAUUUUUUGAGAGCUCAUGCUCCAGUGCCUUUCAAGUAUUACCCAGAAUUCGUUGUAGAGGGACCAAUCAACUAUUCCUUAUACAUUUCCAAGUACCAAACCUCUCCAAUUUUUAGAAAUCCACGUCUAGGAUCGUUUGUUGAGUUUACAACAAUGGUGCUUCGUUGUCCCGAAUUGGUUUCCAACCCGCAUUUGAAAGGUAAGUUAGUGCAGUUAUUAAGUGUUGGUGCUAUGCCAUUAACUGAUAAUUCCCCUGGGUUUAUGAUGGAUACAUUCGAACACAAUGAAUUAGUAAACAAGAAUCUAUUAUAUGCCCUGCUAGACUUUUAUGUUAUUGUUGAGAAAACAGGCUCUUCUUCACAAUUUUACGAUAAAUUUAACAGUAGAUACAGCAUAUCGAUAAUUCUAGAGGAACUUUAUUACAAAAUACCAUCGUAUAAAAAACAAUUAAUUUGGCAAUCUCAAAACAAUGCUGACUUCUUCGUGAGGUUCGUGGCUCGUAUGUUGAAUGACUUGACCUUUCUGUUAGAUGAAGGCUUGAGUAAUUUAGCAGAAGUUCAUAAUAUUCAAAACGAACUGGAUAAUCGUGCAAGAGGAGCACCACCAACAAGAGAGGAAGAGGACAAAGAGUUACAAACGAGAUUAGCGUCUGCUUCCAGGCAAGCUAAGUCAUCGUGUGGAUUGGCUGACAAAUCAAUGAAGCUGUUCGAAAUUUAUUCGAAGGAUAUACCAGCAGCAUUUGUCACACCAGAAAUCGUAUAUAGACUGGCCAGUAUGCUAAACUAUAAUUUAGAGUCACUAGUUGGUCCUAAAUGCGGGGAGUUGAAGGUGAAAGACCCACAGAGUUAUUCGUUCCACCCGAAAGAUUUAUUAAAGGCUUUAACAACUGUGUACAUAAAUCUUUCCGAGCAACCGGAGUUCAUCAGCGCUGUCGCUAAAGAUGAAAGAUCUUUUAAUAGGAACCUUUUUGUUCGUGCUGUGGAUAUCCUUGGUAGAAAAACCGGUUUAGCAUCUCAAGAAUUUAUCGAAAAAUUACUAAACUUUGCCAAUAAAGCAGAAGAACAGAGAAAAGCUGACGAGGAGGAAGACCUCGAGUACGGAGACGUUCCUGAUGAGUUUUUAGAUCCUUUAAUGUACACAAUUAUGAAAGAUCCUGUCACUUUACCCACGUCUAAAAUGAAUAUUGAUAGAAGUACUAUAAAAGCACAUCUUUUAAGUGACUCUACUGACCCAUUUAAUAGAAUGCCCCUAAAACUUGACGACGUGAAGCCCAAUGAAGAACUAAAACAAAAAAUCUUAUGUUUUAAGAAACAGAAGAAAGAGGAAGCCAAAAAGAAUCUAAAUAAGUGA
Molecule: messenger RNA, 2886 nt
Organism: Saccharomyces mikatae IFO 1815
Lineage: Eukaryota; Fungi; Ascomycota; Saccharomycetes; Saccharomycetales; Saccharomycetaceae
Gene: UFD2
Product: ubiquitin-ubiquitin ligase UFD2
Exons: 1
Coding region: 1-2886 (961 amino acids)
Biological process (GO): protein polyubiquitination
Cellular component (GO): nucleus; cytoplasm; ubiquitin ligase complex
Molecular function (GO): ubiquitin-ubiquitin ligase activity
Source: RefSeq, a predicted model, not a curated record